CGCAUCACCAGCCUCAUGCGACAGAGGGAUGGCUUCUUCCUGACUGCCCAGCUCAAGCAGGACCGCAAGUCCCGCGGCACGCUGCUGGCGCUCGAGGGCCCUGGCGCUGCGCAGCGCCAGUUUGAGCUGGUCUCCAAUGGCCCGGCAGACACGCUGGACCUCACCUACUGGACGGAUGGCGGCCAGCACGUGCUGUCCCUGGAGGACGUGGGCCUGGCCGACUCGCAGUGGAAGAACAUCACCGUGCAGGUGGCUGGCGAGACCUUCGGCCUGUAUGUGGGCUGUGACCUCGUUGACAGCCUUGCACUGGAUGAGCCCUUCUAUGAGCAGCUGACAGCCGAUCGGAGCCGCUUGUACGUGGCCAAGGGUGCUGCACGUGACAGCCACUUCAGGGGUUUGCUUCAGAACAUACACUUAGCCUUUGAAAAUUCAGUGGAAGACAUUCUAAGCAAGAAAGGUUGUCAACAAAACCAGGGAGCUGAAAUCAAUGCCAUCAGUGAACACACAGAGACACUGCACCUGAGCCCUCACGUCACUGCGGCCCACGCGGGUCAGAGUCUGCAGCCGAGACCAGAGGUGUGCGAACAUUCCUGUGCUGAGCUGAGCAGCAUGAUGAAUGAGCUUUCCAGGCUGCACCUGCUUGUGGGCCAGCUCAGCGACAACCUCAAGAGAGUGUCCAACGACAAUGAGUUCCUGCUGGAGCUUAUCGGGGUUCCCCCCAAGACAAGGAACGUGUCGGGGUGCUGGCAGGAAGACCGCUUGUUUGCAGAGAACGAGACCUGGGUGGUGGACAGCUGCACCAGCUGCACCUGCAAGAAAUUUAAAACCAUUUGCCACCAAAUCACCUGUCCUCCUGUGACGUGUGCCAAUCCAUCCUUGGUGGAAGGCGAGUGUUGUCCUUCCUGCUCCCACGCAGCAGACAGCGAGGAGGGCUGGUCUCCAUGGGCAGACUGGACUGAGUGCUCGGUCACCUGUGGUUCUGGCACCCAGCAGCGGGGUCGCUCCUGCGACGUCACCAGUAACACCUGCCUGGGGCCGUCCAUCCAGACGAGAACCUGCAGCCUGAGCAAAUGCGACUCCCGUGUGCGGCAGGAUGGCGGCUGGAGCCACUGGUCACCCUGGUCUUCCUGCUCCGUGACCUGCGGGGUCGGCAACCUCACACGCAUCCGCCUCUGCAACUCCCCGGUGCCUCAGCUGGGCGGCAAGUCCUGCAAAGGGGGCGGCCGGGAGACCAAGGCCUGCCAGGGCGCACCGUGCCCAAUCGAUGGCCGCUGGAGCCCCUGGUCCCUGUGGUCUGCCUGCACGGUUACCUGUGGCGGGGGCAUCCGUGAACGCGCACGCGUCUGCAACAGCCCAGAGCCCCAGCACGGUGGGAAGAACUGCGUGGGCGAUGUGCGGGAGCAGCAGAUGUGCAACAAGAGGAGCUGCCCUGUAGAUGGCUGCCUAUCCAAUCCCUGCUUCCCUGGAGCUGAGUGCAACAGCUUCCCCGACGGCUCCUGGUCUUGCAGCGGCUGCCCUGUGGGCUUCCUGGGCAACGGCACCCACUGUGAGGACCUGGAUGAGUGCGCUGUGGUCAUGGACAUCUGCUUCUCCACCAACAAGGCGGCUCGCUGUGUCAACACCCAGCCUGGCUUCCACUGCCUGCCCUGCCCGCCUCGCUACAAGGGGACCCAGCCUUUUGGGGUGGGCCUGGAGGCCGCCAGGGCUGAGAAGCAGGUGUGUGAGCCAGAAAACCCAUGCAAGGACAGGACUCACAGUUGCCACAAGCAUGCCGAGUGCAUCUACUUGGGCCACUUCAGCGACCCCAUGUACAAGUGUGAGUGCCAGACUGGCUAUGCUGGCGACGGGUUCAUCUGUGGGGAGGACUCGGACCUGGACGGCUGGCCCAAUAGCAACCUGGUGUGUGCCACCAACGCCAGCUACCACUGCCUCAAGGAUAAUUGCCCACACCUGCCCAACUCGGGGCAGGAGGACUUUGACAAGGAUGGAGUGGGCGAUGCCUGUGAUGAUGACGACGACAAUGAUGGUGUGAACGACGAGAAGGACAACUGCCAACUCCUCUUCAACCCGCGCCAGUUUGACUAUGACAAGGACGAGGUCGGGGACCGCUGUGACAACUGCCCAUAUGUGCACAACCCAGCACAGAUCGACACGGAUAACAACGGCGAGGGAGACGCCUGCUCCGUGGACAUCGACGGGGAUGAUGUCUUUAACGAGCGAGACAACUGUCCGUACGUCUACAACACUGACCAGAGGGACACCGAUGGUGACGGUGUGGGAGACCACUGUGACAACUGCCCGCUGAUGCACAACCCUGAACAGACCGAUGCAGACAACGACCUUGUGGGCGAUCAGUGUGACAACAAUGAGGACAUAGAUGACGACGGCCACCAGAACAACCAGGACAACUGUCCCUACAUCUCCAACGCCAACCAGGCCGACCACGACAAUGACGGCAAGGGUGAUGCCUGUGACUCGGACGAUGACAAUGAUGGCAUCCCCGAUGACAGGGACAACUGCAGGCUGGUGUUCAACCCAGACCAGGAGGACUCAGAUGGUGAUGGGCGGGGUGACAUCUGUAAGGACGACUUUGACAACGACAACGUCCCGGAUAUUGAUGAUGUGUGUCCUGAGAAUAAUGCCAUCAGUGAGACAGACUUCCGGAACUUCCAGAUGGUGCCUUUGGACCCAAAGGGGACCACGCAGAUUGACCCCAAUUGGGUCAUUCGUCACCAGGGCAAGGAGUUGGUUCAGACAGCAAACUCAGACCCUGGCAUCGCCGUGGGUUUUGACGAGUUUGGGUCUGUGGACUUCAGCGGCACGUUUUACGUCAACACUGACCGGGACGAUGACUAUGCUGGCUUCGUCUUUGGCUACCAGUCCAGCAGCCGCUUCUACGUGGUCAUGUGGAAGCAGGUCACGCAGACCUACUGGGAGGACCAGCCCAGCCGGGCCUACGGCUACUCCGGGGUGUCUCUCAAGGUGGUGAACUCCACCACGGGUGUAGGCGAACACCUGCGCAACGCGCUGUGGCACACAGGCAACACCCAGGGCCAGGUGCGCACGCUAUGGCAUGACCCCAAGAACAUUGGCUGGAAGGACUACACGGCCUACAGGUGGCACCUGACACACAGGCCCAAGACAGGAUACAUGAGAGUCUUAGUGCAUGAAGGAAAGCAGGUCAUGGCUGACUCAGGCCCUAUCUACGACCAAACCUACUCCGGUGGGCGUCUUGGUCUAUUUGUCUUCUCCCAAGAAAUGGUCUAUUUCUCGGACCUCAAGUAUGAGUGCAGAGGACUGACUGGGGUGCCCAGCCUGGAGUUCCCUAUCGCUGUGGCCCUGCGGGACCGUGCCAUCCCCAGCAUCCACAACCACUGUGAGGUCACACAGCUCCAGCGGGUGCCAGGUGCACCGGGAGAGUAA
Messenger RNA from Ochotona curzoniae (black-lipped pika), 3423 nucleotides. It is a transcript of the gene THBS2, whose product is annotated as thrombospondin 2. Gene Ontology annotation, cellular component: extracellular region. Lineage: Eukaryota; Metazoa; Chordata; Mammalia; Lagomorpha; Ochotonidae. The record is from RefSeq and is a predicted model, not a curated record. Gene Ontology annotation, biological process: cell adhesion; negative regulation of angiogenesis. The coding region runs from base 16 to 3423 and encodes 1135 amino acids. The transcript is spliced from 20 exons. Gene Ontology annotation, molecular function: protein binding; calcium ion binding.